Messenger RNA from Lathyrus oleraceus (garden pea), 2454 nucleotides. RefSeq names its product cation/H(+) antiporter 15. Gene Ontology annotation, biological process: proton transmembrane transport; regulation of pH. Gene Ontology annotation, molecular function: antiporter activity. The transcript is spliced from 3 exons. The record is from RefSeq and is a predicted model, not a curated record. Bases 1 to 2454 code for a protein of 817 amino acids. Gene Ontology annotation, cellular component: membrane; endomembrane system. NCBI's taxonomy places the organism in Eukaryota, Viridiplantae, Streptophyta, Magnoliopsida, Fabales, Fabaceae.
AUGGAGAUGGCAAAUUAUGCAUGUUAUAAUGUAUCAUUUAGUCCUUCAAACAAUAUCUGGAUGGCUGAUGAUAUUAUGAUAAAACACGUUCCUCUUUUGUGUCUCCAAAUUGCUUAUGAUAUUUUGGUUUCUCGGCUUUUCUACUUCGUCCUCAAGCCCCUUCGUGUGCCCCUCAUUAUUGCGCAGGUGUUGGCUGGUUUUACUCUGAGUCCAAGUCUCUUGGGAAAUUUCGAAUGGGUAUUUUCCUUGUUUUACAGUCAAUAUGGAAUCCUAACCGUUGAAACCUUUGCAAACUUAGGAAUAAUGUACUAUGUGUUCCUAAGUGGAUUAGAAAUGAAUUCAGACACCAUCUUAAGAUCAAGGAAGAAAGGUACAAGCAUAGCAAUUGCCGGCAUUGUGACGCCAAUGUUAUUUGGUGUUGGAUUUCUAGCUCUACAACAAAAACUUAUAGAUAAAAAUGAUGUUUUCGCACAAACACCAAAAGAAAAUCAAGGCAAAGCAUAUUUAUUCUGGUGUUUAGCACUUUCUGUAACAGGUUUCCCUGUCCUUGCGAGAAUCUUAGCUAAUCUUAAACUUUUAUAUACAAAGCUUGGAAAAGAUGCAUUGACAGCAGCUAUGUUAACCGAUGCAUAUGGUUGGGUUAUGUUCACCUUGUUGAUUCCUUAUUCGACUAGAGGUGGAAAGCCUUAUCUCUCAGUAAUCUCUACUUUGAUGUUCAUAGUUUUUUGCUUUGCUGUGGUGAGACCUAUCCUUACUCCAAUCAUUGAACACAGAACACGUAUGAACAGGUGGAGAAAAUCACACCUAUUGGACGUGUUGACGGGAGUGUUUAUUUGUUCCUACAUUACAGAUUCUCUCGGUACACAUCCUAUUGUUGGAGCCUUUGUGUUUGGAUUAAUUUUGCCUCAUGGAAAGUUUGCUGAUAUGGUUUUGGAAUUGUCGGCCGAUUUUGUUUCUGGGAUUCUGUGUCCUGUUUACUUUGCUGGAUUUGGUUUUAGACUCAACUUGCCUUUCCUUUGGAAGCAAAAGAAUGUAGGUUUAAUGUUGUUGAUUAUGCUUUUGUUAUGCAUACCUAAAGUUUUGAGCUCUGUGAUUGUCACUUUCUUCUUCGGUAUGCCUGCCCGAGAUGGAGUUGCCAUUGGAUUGCUUCUCAACACCAAGGGUAUCAUGGCUGUCAUACUACUGAAUGUUGCUUGGGACAAAAGGAUUUUGGAUCCAUAUACUUUCAUGGUUAUGAUGCUUGCUAUUAUAGUAAUGACUGUAAUGGUUUCUCCCUUGAUCAAUGCAAUAUACAAACCAAAAUUCCGAUUCAUGCAAUCGCAAUUAAGGACCGUGCAAAAACUGAGGUUCGAUAUGGUGCUUCGAAUCGUCGCUUGUGUCCACAAUGCUAAACAUGCCAAUAACAUGAUCCAUGUCAUUGAAGCCACAAAUGCUACUAGACUUUCACCUAUACAUGUCUCUGUAGCUCACUUAGUUCAACUCACUAGACAUGGCACAUCUAUUCUUGUUUCCCAAAUGGAUAAUUCAAACAGCACGGUUGGUGGCGCAGAAGCAGCCAACUAUGGAUCACAAUUAGAGUUUAAGAGCAUAACUAACACAUUUGAAGAACUUGUAGAACAAUACAAUGCGGUUAGGUUUGACAUAUCAAGUGUUGUCUCGUCCUACACAACUAUCCAUGAGGACAUUUACAACGUUGCCGAAGAGAAACGCGCCAGCCUAAUUAUCCUUCCCUUUCACAAAGAGUACUCAACAAUAGAAAAUGCUCCAGAAAUAAUCCACAAUGAACAUUGUGAGAUAAACAAAAAUGUUCUACAACAAGCACCUUGUUCAGUAGGGAUCUUUGUGGACCGCGGUUUAGGAUCGUUGUUAGAAACAAAACUGCGCAUUAUAAUGAUUUUCAUCGGUGGACCUGACGACCGUGAAGCCUUGUCUAUUGCAUGGAGAAUGGCGGGGCACCCAGGAACACAAUUACAUGUUGUGAGGAUCAAUUUGUUAGGUAAGGCUGCAGAAGAAACAAAAUUAAAAAUGGAAAAAAGCAAGUAUCAUCACGGAAUGUUGUCGACGAUUAUAGACAAUGUGAUGCAAAAAGAGUUGGAUGAAGAGUGUAUAAUUUCCUUCAGGCACAAGGCAGUGAACAAUAACGAUUCAAUUCUUUACUCAGAGAAGGAAGUCCAUUCGAAUACGGGCGAAGAGAUUCCAACGCUUCUUAACGAUAUUGAUAAACCUGGAUAUGAUUUGUACAUUGUUGGACAAGGAAGUGGUAAAAACUCGGUGAUUUUUUCGAGGUUGUUGGAAUGGUGUGACCAUCCUGAACUUGGUGUUAUAGGUGACAUAUUGGCUUCAACUAGCUUUGGUACGCAAUCUUCUGUGCUUAUUGUACAACAGUAUUUGGUUGGGAGAAAACUCGUUGUUAGAAAGUGUCAUGAAGUGAAAAGUGGUACUGAAAAUUUGUAA